Messenger RNA from Amblyraja radiata (thorny skate), 2964 nucleotides. It is a transcript of the gene mavs, whose product is annotated as mitochondrial antiviral signaling protein. The transcript has 5 exons. The coding region runs from base 354 to 1280 and encodes 308 amino acids. The record is from RefSeq and is a predicted model, not a curated record. NCBI's taxonomy places the organism in Eukaryota, Metazoa, Chordata, Chondrichthyes, Rajiformes, Rajidae.
AUGUGAUGUGAUGUGAUAGACUGGCGAGCGGUCGGGGAGGGUGCACUAGCCGCGCCGGGCCGGGCUGGGGACUGCAGCCGGGGCGAACGAGGCAUUGCGCCCCCGCUCUAUCCCUGGGGCGUUGGGCUGAGGUCCAGAAGGGGGGGGGGGGGGGGGGGGGGGGACUCUCGGAUCCGACCAAGUGGGCUGGGUGCUGAACACCAGCGACUGAGGCCCACACUCAGACUUUGCUCCCUUAUCUGUACAUUCUCACUGUGUCCUUCAACGGCGGGAGUUGGCGGUUCAGAGCAAGAUCGACUUCCUCAUGCAAUUCUAAUUUGUUUGAGGAACAUCAGGUUUAAAAACAAAGCACGAUGCCAUUCGUGGGUGACGAGUUAUAUAAGUACGUGAGGGUGGAGAUGCAAAGUUUUCUCCGGAUAAAUGUAACAGAAUUGAUACCACAUCUGCACUGCCUCACACAGAUGGACGAGGAACGAGUUCGAGCUGUAGACAGAAUGGAAGGCAAUGAGGCUGCUGUCCCCAUAUUGCUGGAUCUUGUGAGACGGAGGCGGAAUUGGGAAAGGCAGCUGAUAAACGCACUGCGCAGGAAUGAGUACGAGGACCUUGCAGUUGGUUUAGAAAAUAAAUUUCACUCUCUCGCUCCACGGAGGCCGUCAGCACCUGGAGGCCCAUCUGCACGAUUCCCUACACAGGCCACCGCUGAUAACUCUUCAGUGACGCAUGUUUCUUCUCCUCCAAGAUCUCAGUCCGUUGUCCCAGGUGGACCCUCGCCCACACUGGUUGUCGCUGGCGAUCAGCUGGCAUUUCCUGAUGUUAUUCCACCAGCAGCCCACCUUCAGCCCGAUGUCACUGGGCUGCAGCCCACUGUGCAGGAUCAGUACUCUGUGUCCAGCCCACCUGCACCAAGCCCACCUGCACAAAGCCCACCUGCACCGCAGCUAGUGUCCGACACACCCAUGCUGAAUGCAUCAGUGCAAUCCACAGUUGUGCUGCAGACUGUGUCUGGCACACCCAUGCUGAAUGCACCAGUGCAGUCUACCACUGUUCCACUGUCUGUGCCUGCCACACUCUUGCCUAAUACACCAGGGCAGUCCACCCCUGUAGUUGGCAUGCAGGUACCUAACACACCAGCACAGUCUACACCCUGCCCACAGACUGUGCCAGGCACAUCCAGUCUUCGUUCACCUGGGACACAGUCCACACCCAGCACCCCAGUAUCAGGCAUCCACCACGCCACCUCGCUCAGACAUGCCAGCUGCUGUUUCAAACGCUUGUGGUGAAUCAUCCUCUGUGUCCUCCCGCCUUUCUCGUUCCAUAGAGUGUAGAGUGCCAGUUCAAGAGUUGGGAAACCUCCUGGACAGAGAAGAAAGCACAGAUUGCAAGCUGCCUGUACAGGAGAAAACGGUUCCUUCGGCACAAUCAAAUCCAAGUGAUAUUUCCAAUCUGCAACUGAAUCAGACCAAGCCUUUAAAUCAAGGUAACGCCGGUGAUAAAUGCAACGUACCCAGUACUGACCGAGCUAAAGGAGAAACAAUAACCGAACAAGCCGUUGCCAUGGUCCCUCCACCAAGCAUACAAUUGCACCUACCCUGGCCACCACCGGAGGCAAGCGCUGAUGACCUGCAAACCAUGGACAGACCUGGUGCAUUGAGGAGCGAUGUUGAGAAUCUUCCCGAAGGUAGCUGUUCAAUAAAUUCAAGUGAUUUGCAGAUCAGUACAAUGGGCACGGCCGGAAACCAUGGAAUGGGCGGUGCUGCACCAAUCAACCGUUACCCAGGACCCACCUCCACACUUACUCGGAUUUCGGAAGAACCGCACGAUGAAAACUCCGUCAAGGAACAAAAGAUUCGGGCCCUGCAAGGUUACCAGAAUGAUCACCCGCAAGAAGAAUUUUACGAUGUUAACAAUCCCUUGAAUAUACAGAGGAAUUUUGAUGCUCUGAAGAAAGCAGCUGCCUUGAAUGAAGAUGUAGGCCUCGCUCAAGGGGACAUGUUGAAUCAAAACCUCGAGGGUGAGUUUUGUCAGAAGAAUAAGCCUAAUCCGAUAAGUAGCAGCGAAGUCACACAGGGUCCUGCAGUUACAAGCUCACAUCCUGGAGAUAAUGAGGUUGCCUCUGCACCUGAGUUCAUAGAGCACGUGCAGCCCAGUGACAGCAAUUCUAUAAUUUCCAGCAGCGAGCUAAUGUUCAGUUCAGGAUCCAGUGCCGAUAGCUCUUUUCAAAACAGUUCUGCUGACUCCGACAUCGAGACAAGUGCCGCUGCCAGUCAAGACUCGGUGAACGCCAGCCCGCAGAAGAACCAUCCAGAGUUCCUGUACUCUGAUGUGCAAGUCCCAGCGUGGACAGAAGGAGCAAAUAGACUAAGGCAGAAUCCAACUCUUGAGCAUGAUAAUGAACCGGAGUACACCGGGGAAGUUGCUCGUCAUCUCUCACGUCCAGGCAGAUUUACAGAGGCGGAUUCAGGUGAAGAGUCGAGCCAAGAUGUUGAUGUUUCAGCGGGAGUAAAUUCAUUCCAUGCAAACUAUGAAGAGAGCCAUGGUAAACAUUACUUUAACACUGAAGACAGCCACAUGAGUGCGUGCAGUCAAGAUGUCAAGGAGUACACUGGGCACAUCCAUCAGGAACCAAGCUAUGAAAACGAAGCAGGCAAUGUUCGUGAAUUUGAAGCAGGGAACGCGAGGGAUUAUGCGGAGGAAGUCUCGACUGAUGUUUUAUCCAACAAACAUGUUCCUUUAACCUCUCAGCAAAGGUCACAAACCAACCUGCCAGAAAAACCGACUGGGGAUUCAAGGCAGCCAGAUCAUGUACUUGUUUCCACAAUAGUUUUGGUAUUCACUAUUGUUGCUGGGUUUGUAUGGAAACACUAUCAUAAGUAAUGCUUGAGAGGUUAGUAAAAGAGAAAAUCACGGCAAGUUUAAAACCAGAUUUCAACUUAAAGUCGUGAAAAUAAAUUGCUUUCUGCCCGA